CUCUGCACGCACGCACACAGUGUCCCCGAUUUUACAUAUUAUUUGUUACGUUCUGUUCUGCACUAAUUGCAGGUGCCUCUUGUUAUCAGUGCCGAGAUAAUAUACCUAUACAAUUUUAUGAAAUCAAACGAGCGAAAUGGAAAAAUUGGGAAAAUUGUAUAAGUUUCUGUCAAUUUUAAACGUUGUGGUUUUACUAUUGUUAGAAGUGACGAGUGCAGACUUAGGAGACGCUGAUCCCGUAGUUUUGACGAAAUAUGGAAAAGUGAGGGGGAUAAGGACUAAGGAGCAUUAUGAGUUUAGGAAAAUUCCGUUUGCGAAGCCACCCCUGGGGCAGCUCAGAUUUAAGCCGCCACAAGAACCAGAAGCGUGGACAGAUAUUUUGCAUAAUGAAGACUUUCCUGAAUACUGUAUUCAGUGGAACACUUUUUGGAACACGACGGAAGGAAUUGAAGAUUGCCUGUAUACAAACGUCUUCACUCCGAAUCAUCCUGGAAAAUCGGAUAAAAAGCUGCCAGUCAUGGUUUAUAUUCAUUCAGGUGGUUUCAUGUUUGGGAGGGGUGCCCAAUUUCGCGCAGAUUAUCUCAUGGAGACCAAGAAAGUUGUCGCUGUUGUGUUUCAGUACCGUUUGGGAUCUUUCGGAUUUUUAAAUACGGAAGACAGUCAUAGCUUUGGCAAUAUGGGGAUGAAGGACCAAGUCCUGGCGUUGAAGUUUGUUCAAGAAAAUAUCGACAAAUUUGGUGGUGACCCGAAUCAAGUCAUGAUUUUCGGAACGUCCGCUGGUGCUGCUAGUGUUCAUUAUCAUCUAUUGUCGCCGUUAUCGAAAGGCUUAUUUCACUCCGCCUUCAGUGGGAGUGGUACAGCGUUGUGUCCUUGGGCUUUCCAGCGAAACCCGAAAAAUUCUGCGAUAAAAUUGGCAAAACUUUUAAGCUGUCCGACCGACAAUUCAGAACAAUUAGUAGACUGUUUAAGAAAUAGGGAUGCAGACGAAAUUGGAUUUGCACACAGCAAGUUAAUGGAUUGGGCGACCGACCCAAUCGCGGCGUUUGGUCCGUCUCUCGAAGUUGGAAAUCCUGAUCCGACCACGAAAUUUAUCCAUGCUCACCCAGCCGACAUAAUUCAGAGUGGAAAGGUUAAUGAAGUGCCGUGGAUCGUAGGUUUCAAUUCGGAUGAAGGAUACGAACACACACUUUCAAUAUUCAGAGACAGCAAACUUAUGCUCGAACUGAACGGAAAACCAGACGAAAUUUAUCCAAUAACGUUGGAAUAUGUGAACGAAUCUGACCAAACGAAGAAGCAAAUAACGGAUAAAGUUCGGGAAUUUUAUUUCAAAAACGAGGAUAUUUGUGACAGAAAUAUGAAAAAUUUGAGCAAUGUAUAUUCUGACAAGACGUAUGUCCUCUGCACGUUACGAAGUGCAUACCGACACGCUAAAAUAGGUAAACCUGACACGCACCCAAUUUACCUGUUUCAAUUUGACUACAAGGGGAAAAGCAGUAUUGUUACGUUGAGGGGGUUUUCUCGGGAAGGAUUUGGUUCCAACCAUAUGGAUGACAUUCAAUAUUUGAUUAACUCUCCCUUGUUUGAGUUUAUUGAUGAGGAAUCACAAGAUAAGCCAUUCCAAAAGGAGUAUGUUGAAAUGAUUACGAAUUUUGCGGUGACGAGGAAAAUAGCGGCAUUCAGCCAAGAUCGGCCCGACGACGUCUGGCAACCGUUAGAUCCCGGUGGAAACAUAAAAUGGUAUCAUGUCACGUCUCAACCAAAAAUGGAACCCAUAACGGACGCCUGGUCACAAAGGAUGCAUUUUUGGGAUCAAUUCGAUCUACAAGAAUAUUCCGUGGCAGGAAAGACUCAACCUCGUGAUGAGUUAUGAAUUAAUUCAUAUGUAAAAAUUAUACCAUAAAAUACUCAUAUUUUCUUUGUUACAUAUGCAUAAUUAUUGUCGAACUAAUAAAGUUGUGAAGUAGUAAAUUGCCA
Folsomia candida is the source of this 1974-nucleotide messenger RNA. Its product is annotated as venom carboxylesterase-6. The record is from RefSeq and is a predicted model, not a curated record. The transcript has 12 exons. Lineage: Eukaryota; Metazoa; Arthropoda; Collembola; Entomobryomorpha; Isotomidae. The coding region runs from base 137 to 1870 and encodes 577 amino acids.